AUGGAGCUAUUAUUUGACGCUCUGCGAAUAAAACCUCCCUCCUGGUCGUCGUCCUUCCUUGCGGGCAGACGACUCACAACUUAUGGCAGAGUGUCGAAUCUUCGCUCUGACCUUGAAACAUCAAGAGCCAGCCGUGCCUUCAACGACACUAAUAGCAACAGAUUCGAUCUGACUGCGCAUUUCUCUGCUCUUAUCUUGGCCGGUUUGGUCGAGGCAGGGCUCCCAAAGGUUCUCUCCGAUGUUAUUGAGGACGAAGGGGAUCUCUCUCUCUGGCGUAAAGCAACUCUGCUAUUAACGGAGGUUCUCAAGCUCGCCCGUCAUUCCUUACCCCAAGCCGUCAGCGCAAAACUUCAAGUCCUUCCACACCUAAUCCCACCCGCCAUCGACUUUGAAACUGAGAAUCACGACCUUUCAACGGCAACUAUCUUCCAAAUCGAUAGCAUCAAUCGGACAUUGGCACCUUCUGGUGGAUAUCACAAUGGGCAGGGCCGAUACAACAUGGAGACUGAUUUAUCGGGCUCUUUGCUUCCCAUUGAGCAGGGGAAAGACAAGAUGAGUCCUUCCAUGGACGAGACCCAGUUCCGCAAUGCCAUCUUGGAGACUCAUGUCCUGAACACCGUCAACUUCAAUAAGUGA
Molecule: messenger RNA, 636 nt
Organism: Penicillium soppii
Lineage: Eukaryota; Fungi; Ascomycota; Eurotiomycetes; Eurotiales; Aspergillaceae
Product: Armadillo-like helical
Exons: 2
Coding region: 1-636 (211 amino acids)
Biological process (GO): TORC2 signaling
Cellular component (GO): TORC2 complex
Source: RefSeq, a predicted model, not a curated record